Molecule: messenger RNA, 1435 nt
Organism: Drosophila montana
Lineage: Eukaryota; Metazoa; Arthropoda; Insecta; Diptera; Drosophilidae
Gene: ProRS-m
Product: prolyl-tRNA synthetase 2-like protein, mitochondrial
Exons: 4
Coding region: 44-1435 (463 amino acids)
Biological process (GO): prolyl-tRNA aminoacylation
Cellular component (GO): mitochondrion; cytoplasm
Molecular function (GO): ATP binding; proline-tRNA ligase activity
Source: RefSeq, a predicted model, not a curated record
CUUUUAUUAUUUAUUUGAUAAGUUCUUUAAAUGCGCCCAAAACAUGAAUAAAGCCUCGCGUCUGUUUUGGCCCGUUUUAAUUACACCAAAAAAUGCCGUUGUCAAGCAAACGGAGCAACUGUCACGCAGUCAAAAGCUUUUAACAGAGCUUGGCCUGAUCAAGUCGGGCAGCAACGGCACCUACCAGAUAAUGCCCAUAGCCCAGCGCGCCGUAGACAAAUGCAUUAGCCUGGUGCAGCGCAAUAUGCAAGAGGCGGGCGGCCAGAAGAUCAGCCUGCCCGUCUUAACACCAGCACAGCUUUGGAAGAAGACGGGCAGGCUGGAGGGUGACAUAUCCGAGUUCUAUAUGGUGCGCGAUCGCAGCGGCAAACAGCUCCUAAUGAGUCCAACUCAUGAGGAAGCGGUUACGGCCAUGCUGGCCACAGCAGCGCCUAUCUCGUAUCGCCAGCUGCCUUUGCGUCUGUAUCAGAUUGGUCCCAAGUUUCGGGAUGAGCUGAAGUCGCGUUUUGGCCUGAUGCGCGCCAAGGAAUUUUUAAUGAAGGACAUGUACACAUUCGAUGUAACCAAGGAGGCAGCGGAGCGCACUUAUGCAACAGUCAGUGAUGCGUACGAGCGCUUCUUCAGGCAGCUGGAAGUGCCGUUUGUCAAAGUUGAGGCUGCAACGGGCAUUAUGGGCGGCAGCUUGUCGCAUGAAUAUCAUUAUAUAUCUCCAGUCGGCGAGGAUACGCUGCUCAAUUGCAGCGCCUGCGGCUAUGCUGGAAAUGCUGAAGUCUUAGGCAGCGAUGCAGAAACUGCCAGCACGUGUCCCCGCUGCCAGAGCAAACAGCUGAGACGUGUGCGCGGCGUGGAGGUGGCACACACAUUUCUGCUGGGCGACAAGUACUCCAAGCCACUGGGCGCCACUUUUCUAAACAAGUCGGGCAAACCAGAAACGCUUUUGAUGGGCUGCUAUGGCAUAGGCAUAACGCGCGUCAUUGCUGCAGCGCUGGAAGUGCUCUCCACGGAGCAGGAACUACGCUGGCCCAAGCUGCUGGCGCCCUACGAUGUCUGUCUGAUUGGACCCAAGCAGGGCAGCAAGGAGCAGGCGCCAGCGGAGCGCAUAGAAAAUGAGCUACUGCAGCAGCUUACACAAAUUUGUGGCGCCGAGCAGCUGCUGCACGAUGAGCGCAAGGAUCUGACCAUAGGCAAACGUCUGCUGGAUGCCAAACGCCUGGGCCAUCCUUUAACCAUUGUGGUGGGUGCCAAGGCUGUUCAACAGGAGCCGCCUAAGCUGGAGCUGCAUGCAAGUGGCGGUGAAAAAAUGGAGCUAAGCGCAGCCGAAGUGCUGCAACUUGUGGCGACGCAUGUGCAACACAAGCAACAGCAGCUGCAGCAACAGAUUCCCAGCCAUGAACAGGAUGCGAGCGAAAGUCAAGCUGUUGGCCAUAUGCAUUAG